Messenger RNA from Onthophagus taurus, 2452 nucleotides. RefSeq names its product Origin recognition complex subunit 6 (gene Orc6). Gene Ontology annotation, cellular component: nuclear origin of replication recognition complex. Gene Ontology annotation, biological process: DNA replication; DNA replication initiation. Gene Ontology annotation, molecular function: DNA binding. NCBI's taxonomy places the organism in Eukaryota, Metazoa, Arthropoda, Insecta, Coleoptera, Scarabaeidae. The record is from RefSeq and is a predicted model, not a curated record.
GUCACAACUUUAGUAUUAUGACAACAAUCAACAAACUUAACCUCUAAAAAUUAAUGUUUUUAAUUUCAAAUUGAACAAUUUAAUAAUAUAAUUAAAAUGGAUUCAGUAAAUGCACGUUUAAUAUCAACUUUAGCUCAUAAACUGGGAUUAGAUGAACAAACAACAACAAAAGGCCAAGAAUAUUUACGAGUUUACCAAAAUAAAUCAUCAUCGCUGCGUUUGAAUAUUCCUGAUUCUACAAAAGCUGUAAUUUGUUUAGAUUUAGCUUCAAAAUUAUCCGGAGUUGCCUUCGAUCAACAAGUUGCUUUACAACUCUCUGGGUUAAAACAACGCGUUUAUUCGGCUCAUUUAAAUACAAUCGAGAAGUUUUUAGAUUUAGAUAAGCCGGUAACCAUCUCUGAAGUAUGCGUCCAACUUAGUUGUACAGAAUUAAAAGAUUUCUCUGAAAAUAUUUUAGAAAAAUAUAAAGAUAAUUUUCCUCAUGCUGAUAUUUCUCAUCCUCAAUAUGUAGCUAUUGCUAUUUGGAGUGCAUCUAAAACAAAAAAUGUAAAGAUCUCAAAACAAAGCGUAAUUGGUAUUAGUCGAUUAAAAAUGGGACAAUUUAAGGAAUUAGAGCAGAAGUUUAACACAUUUUUGGCACAAACUAAAAUUGCUGGGGGUGAGAGGGUGAAGAAACAAGCAGAGAAGGGUUUGGUGCAGAGCAUUGAGAAUUUUGCUAAAAAUAAAGAAAAUGAGUUAAAAUCGAAAGGAAGUGGGGAUAAAGAUGAAGAAAUUGAAGAAGAUUAUGAAGUUUGGAAGGAGAGAAUUUUAAAGGAAGCUUAUAAACAAUUAAAAAAUAAGAAUGAUUAAUUAAGUUAUCUUGGAGAGAGGAAGAGCAUUAUGCUAAUGAGUAUCCAAAGAUAUGAAGGAAACGUAUAUGUGGAUUUAUAUCAAUCAUUCUUCAAAUUAACCUGCUCAGAAACAACAAUCUCCAUCAGUGCAUAGGCUAAAUAGUUAUACUGAUAUCAUGAUGUUUUGCACUUGAACCUGUUGGCUACUGAUGGUGGUUAAACUAAGCAUCCUAAAAUAUAAUGUCAGGAGAGCAUUUAAUGAACCUUAAAAUACUGAUAAUAUAGGUUGAAUAUUUUAUUGAGGCAAUGUGCCUUAGAUAGCCACUUGACUUCAGGGUUUAAUAAUGGACACUCAUGUUCAUCAUACUUUCAUGGAAAAUUUCCGAAAAAUUCGUCAUUGUUAGAUGUGUUUAUAUCAGACGUGUCACAAGUCAUUUUUGAAAAGGCUUAAAUUAUAAGUCUUAAGUUUUUGCUAAACUAAAAUUGACUUAAAUCUUAAGUCUUUUUAACUGGAACCUAAAUGAUUUAAGUUUUAAGUCUUUAUCAAAAUAAUUUAAAUUAUUUUUAUUCACAUUGCUACACUUAAUUAUUGGCACAGCAACCGCGCUUGUAGAACUCGAUAUAAAAAAAUCAUCCUCGAAUUUAUUUUUCAAAUACAUAUUCUGCUUAUUUAAAUUUUUCGCAACAGGAUUAGGUGCCAGUUUCGAUAUUGCCUUCAUGACAAUUUGUUUUUGAAUCGUUCAUACUUACUGAGGUUAUAUUUCUGUGUCCUUAAAAUCAUAUAACCACCGAAAUUUAAAUUUUGGAUGGGUGGUGGAAGCAAUUAAAGCAAAUCGAGAUAGAUUUGAAAUUUUUAGAUAACGUGCAAUUUUAAUUUCUAACUUAUUGUUAGACAAGUUUCUAUUGCUGAACUUAGGUAUUUAAAUUGUUGAUAAAUAGAGAAUAUCGUCAUUAUUGUCAAUAUCUACAGUUAUGGGUAUUGUUGGUUCUAUUAAUUCAUCUUAAUCACCGUUCUCAUUCAAGACAUGUGACCAGAUAAUUUCCCGUUCCGAGUUUAUUCCAAAUUCUUUUACGGUUUUUAAGAAGCUAGAACCAUUAUCUGCAAUAGUUUCCACUAUUUUGCUUUCAGAUAUUCGAAUUGUUUAUAUCGUACACUAUCUCCGCAAUUUUAUCAAAUGAGUGAGUACUACUGAAACGUUUUCAUGCCACUGCAAGUGAUUUUCGGUGUAAAGUUUGUUCAUCUACCCAAUGAUAAAUAACACCAAGAAAACUCCUGUUUUAGACGACCAGAUGUCAACAGUUAUGCAGACAAAUGGCACAUUCUCUAGAGAAACUUUUAUGUCACGAAGAGUCUUACCAGUUAACACAGAUAUUUUCCUCAUCGCAAUAUUUGUGGACAUAACUUGUAGGUUAAGACCAUCAAAAAUUUGAAUAAAAUUUCGAUUACUAAUAACAAACUGUAGUCAUUGUAUUAACAAGAAAUUUUUGCCUGGGCUAUACUGAGCUGUUUUUAUAUUUACCAGCUUUGGCACAUUUUCAGGCAUAUUUCUAUUAGUGCCUGUGCCCAUGUUCUCUUUAGUUUUAUAUUAUAACUUAUUAAUAAAUACUUGAUUGCAUUUUUA